This is a messenger RNA of Rhipicephalus microplus (southern cattle tick), 1683 nucleotides long. RefSeq lists its product as uncharacterized. Gene Ontology annotation, cellular component: nucleus. NCBI's taxonomy places the organism in Eukaryota, Metazoa, Arthropoda, Arachnida, Ixodida, Ixodidae. Gene Ontology annotation, biological process: regulation of transcription by RNA polymerase II. Gene Ontology annotation, molecular function: DNA-binding transcription factor activity, RNA polymerase II-specific; RNA polymerase II cis-regulatory region sequence-specific DNA binding. The record is from RefSeq and is a predicted model, not a curated record.
AUGAUGGACACCGCCGGCGGCCUGGGCCGGCCGCGAACGGCGGCUGCCGCGGCCGCUGCCGCCGCCGCAGCUGCCGCGCGGCUCGACACUUACGAACAGGAGCUAGGAGUGUCCGAAGCGCCGCACUUCCAGAACGGAUUCGCCAUGCACACGCCCCACCCGCACGUGUCGGCCGCGGGAUACACGGCCGCCGUGGCCAGGGACUUGCUGUUUCGCGGCGCCACGGACCUGGGGCCGCCGCCCCCGCACCACCACCACCACCACGCGGCCACCGCCGCCGAUGGCAUGUUUGUGCACCACCACCACCAUCACGCAGCCGCGCAGGACCUGUAUUCGUCGCGACUGCCGCUCACCGCGGCCGACGUGUACCGCGGCGAAGCGUUCCAGCCGCGGCCCGAGCCCGUGUACGCCACUUCGAUGGGAGGCCAUCCGCACGGCGCUUUCUUCCGCUACAUGAGGCAGCCCGUGAAGCAGGAGCUGACCUGCAUGUGGGUGGAGCAGCCGGCCAUCCACCACCACCCGCACCACCAUCCGCACCACCACGCGCAGCUGAGCAGCAACAGCCCGCGCAAGCCGUGCGGCAAGAGCUUCUCGUCCAUGCACGAAAUCGUGACGCACCUGACGGUGGAGCACGUGGGGGGACCGGAGUGCACCAACCACGCCUGCUUCUGGCAGGACUGCGUGCGCAACGGCCGCCCGUUCAAGGCCAAGUACAAGCUGGUCAACCACAUUCGCGUGCACACCGGCGAAAAGCCGUUCCCGUGCCCGUUUCCCGGCUGCGGGAAGGUGUUCGCGCGAUCCGAGAACCUCAAGAUCCACAAGCGAACGCACACAGGUGAGAAGCCUUUCAAGUGCGAGUUCGAAGGCUGCGACCGGCGGUUCGCCAACUCGUCGGACCGCAAGAAGCACUCGCACGUGCACACGUCGGACAAGCCGUACAACUGCAAGAUCCGCGGCUGCGACAAGAGCUACACGCACCCGAGCUCGCUGCGCAAGCACAUGAAGGUGCACGGAAAGUCGCCGCCCCCGUCGCCCUCGUCGUCGUCCGCCUCGGGCUACGAGAGCGACCCGGGGGCGGCAGGCAUCACCGCAGCGAGCAUCGGCACCGUGACGGGCUCUUGCAACGCCGCGAAUCCCGCCGUCGGCGCGCUGGCCGGGACGCCGCUGCAGCCGCUCGGGCUGGCCUCCCACCAGCUGGCAGCGCCGGCGUCGACGGCGCUGAACGAGUGGUACGUGUGCCAGACGAGCGGCAUGCCCACGCCGCCCAGCAACGAGCAUUCGCCGCUGGGCGGGCCGCCGCACUCUACACCACCUGGCGCCGCCGCCAUACUGACCCCGGCUGACGGGGGCGACAGGAUUCUGAGGACCCCCGCCACGACAAGCGUGGACCCCUUCCCCGGCAACGCCGGUGCGCCGCCGCCAGGAGACGCAGCGACGAGCGACCGACGCGUUCACACCCGCGGUUACAUCUGCCGCACAGCCGCCGCAUUGCGGCGACGUGGAUACGUCGCGCGGCGCACGCCACUGCCGCGGCUGACACUUCGUCCUCUCGCGCUACGACGGGCACAAGCGACGCGAAUGGCCCGAGCCAGCGCUCACCCGGACAGCAGAGCGCAAGACGUCGUUGAAGCAAAGCGGUUCCUUCCGUUGUCAGCGCGUCGUCUUUUGUCUGCACCAGUGUAA